CGGGCCGCGGAGCCGGCUUUACCCCGCUCGGCGGCAGCAGCCUUGAGGGUUUCGAGUUUGAAGGGUCUGAUUUUUGAAAUAUAUUUUUUCCUAUUUCAUUUUCCUUUAACGUUUUGGAGAACGGAGCUGGGGACCCUGAAGAGCCACCGGCAGCCCUCCACGUGGACAGCCCGGAGGGGAAAGGGAGUUGGAAGCAAACUUGGGCUAUUGGCACUGAGGCCGCAACUUCAUCUGGACGCUUAAGACCUGGGGUCAUGACUCUUAGGGUGGGCAGGUGGAAGGCUUUACCUGCCCCUGCCCCGGGCUGGACUUGAGCCGCCACCCCAGUUGGCAGCUCCCUUUCCCACCCACCUACCUGCACACUCCUACCUGGCAUCUGGACUAGGCCCAGGCACUGGUCUGCAUCAUGGAUAAGUAUGAUGACCUGGGCCUGGAGGCCAGUAAAUUCAUCGAGGACUUGAACCUGUACGAGGCCUCCAAGGAUGGACUCUUCCGAGUGGACAAGUGUGCAAGCAACAACCCGGAGUUUGAGGAAACUCGCAGGGUGUUUGCCACCAAAAUGGCCAAGAUCCACCUCCAGCAACAUCAACAGCUCCUGCAGGAGGAGGCUGCGCCCCGCGGGGCCCGGGGCCCUGUGAAUGGUGGGGGCCGCCUGGGUGCACAGGUUCCUCGGGAAGCUGGUGUGGGCGGCAAGCAGACCCUGGAUGGGGCCGCCAAGCCUCCCCUCGCUGCCUCCACAGUGGCUCCUGGGACGGCCACCUCUCUUGCCUCUGGGCAGCCCUUGUACCUACCCCAGGAGCAGAAGGCCAGGCCUUAUGCCCGUAACACGAAGAAUGGCAGCCAGGACUGUGGUUCCAAGGACAGCCCAGUGAAUGCCGAGGUGUCCGCCUCCCAUCGCCCCUGCGAGGAUCCUUCCUGCCUCACCCACGGAGACUACUACGAGAACCUCUCCGCGGCCAGUCCAAAGUGGGAUGCGGAGUCACGGAUGUCCCCCAGCAGCAAACCAGGUGUAGGGAGUGGGUGGCCUCGUGGCCCAGGGAGCGACCCACACCUUCCCAAACCCUCCAGGGACCAUCAGCUAUACCGGCCACAGCUCUCCCUGAGCUCCAGCAGGUCAUUUGAGAGUGGCCAGGAUGGUGUUGGUGACCGUGGCAGUGAGAAGCCAGCGGGUCUUUGGACCACGGCCUCCUCACAGCGGGUGAGCCCAGGCUUUCCUUCUUCAGGACCAGAGAAUGGUACCUUCUUGGGCCUGGCUCAGCCUCGAACUCCCACUUUCUCAGCACCCGUGUCCCUGAGCUGCUCCAGUCAAGUUCUCCCAAGAACAAACUCAGGGGUGGGGAAUGAGGCUUCAGGCACAAUGCCCAGACCCACUGUGGAGCCUCCACCUUGGUUCCAGGAUGGGCCCAACUCAUACCUGCCUAGUUCUGCCCCAGCAUCCUCACCAGCCAGCUCGGACAAUUUGCAGGCGGUUGCCGCCCCUGGCCUGGGUCCCAAGCCUGGCUGCACAGACCCUGGCAUUGGUCCCAAGCUCAGCCCCACCAGCCUUGUCCAUCCAGUGAUGUCCACCCCGCCUGAGUUAUCUUGUAAACAAGGUCCUUCUGGCUGGUCCCCUGAUGGCAGCUUGGGGGCUGUGCUCCCAGAGAGCUCCAGCCCUCCCAGAGUGAGGCUGCCCUGUCAGACCCUCAUCCCGGGCCCUGACCUCGGACUUUCAGCUGCUGAACUGAAAUUAGAAGCCCUCACCCAGCGUCUAGAACGUGAGAUGGAUGCUCACCCGAAGGCCGAUUACUUUGGAGCCUGUGUGAAAUGCAGCAAAGGGGUGUUUGGGGCCGGCCAGGCCUGCCAGGCCAUGGGGAACCUCUACCACGAUGCGUGCUUCACCUGUGCGGCCUGCAGUCGGAAGCUGAGAGGAAAAGCCUUUUAUUUCGUCAACGGCAAGGUGUUCUGUGAGGAAGACUUCCUGUACUCGGGCUUCCAGCAGUCUGCUGACAGGUGCUUUCUUUGUGGCCACCUGAUCAUGGACAUGAUCCUGCAGGCCCUGGGGAAGUCCUACCACCCUGGCUGUUUCCGCUGUGUCAUCUGUAACGAGUGUUUGGAUGGGGUGCCCUUUACUGUGGAUUCAGAGGACAAGAUCUACUGUGUCCGCGAUUAUCACAAGGUGCUGGCCCCCAAGUGUGCAGCCUGUGGGCUUCCCAUCCUUCCAGCCGAGGGCUCAGAUGAGACCAUCCGCGUCGUGUCCAUGGACAGAGACUACCACGUGGAGUGUUACCACUGCGAGGACUGCGGUCUGGAGCUCAAUGAUGAAGAUGGCCACCGCUGCUACCCGCUGGAAGACCACCUGCUCUGCCGUUCCUGCCACGUCAAGAGGCUGGAGAAAGGCCCCGGGCCCACGGCCCUGCACCAGCACCACUUCUAACCAGAGCCUUUCCAGACAGCCCCGGACAAGAAGCCAGCGUUGCACAACAGAAAUCCACUAAUUUACUCCAGUGGCCCCUAGAGUGGAGUUUGGGGGGUGGGAGGAGGCUGGCAAGGGAUCCCUUUUCUGUAACCACAGAGGUGAACCCCACCCUCUGGCGUGUGUAUUUUCCCAGUGCCUCUCUCCGCCGCCACUCCCAUCAGAUCUCUCAGGAAGAUCUCUAGCAGAGUGCGUGGCCUGUGGCCGGAGAUUGCAUCAGAGCCACGGAGUGAACCUGCCCUCUGUUCUAGAAACAGCUCACGUCCAGGGAGGGGGGGCUUGCACUGACAGAUUUCACAAUGUCCUCUGUAGCAGUAUCAGCUGCUGAUUUAUUCUACCCUCUCCCUGGCCUUUAAGAAAAGACCUGCACCCAAGCUCCCUAACCCCUGCAAGGCCACCAUGAUUUAAGACCUUUCUACUCCAGAGCUUCAGUCCUUGUGUAGAGUAAGCUGCAAUUCUUAAUUCAUCAUUGCAGAAAGGAAGUUUUAGCAUGUUCUCUGUAUCUUAGCAAAAAUUUACUCAAAAUCAGAGGCAGGUUUUGAAAUAAGUGAGACAGGGCUUCCUCCUACAUACUGACAACAAUUCUGUGUCCUCUUGCAAAUCUUUACUCCCUUUGAGGCAGCCUGAGGACUAACAGAGAUUUCCCCCGUCUUAGCAGCGUGUGCUUUGGGACAAGAACUUGGUGCAGGCACCAGGCUUUUUUGCCCACCUGUUUGCAUCCGUCCUCUGCCCCCCUUUCUGGAGCUCUCUGGAGUCUGUGACUUCAGAGUCCUCUUACUAAGGCAAGUCUCAGGAUCUUACGUGGGGAUAUCUUGUGUGCCUGUUUUAGCUUACUUCAUGGGCUUGGGGAAGUCCUGUCUACAUACUGAGAGCUAGCCCCUUGGAAAUGAGGAGAGUUUGUGUGUGAGAGAUCUCUUAAGCCAGCUUGGGAGGGAGUACCUCAGGGUAAGUGGUUACACUCAUGUCACAGGUUUCUCUCUUGCCCAAUUCUUGGCACAAGCAUUAUGUUUGAAGAGACCAAGGUACACAGAUUUUAUCUGUUUUUUUUUUCUUUUUGAAAAAAGUUGUUUCCCUCCACUUUCAGUCUUCCACACGCAAAAAAAUACCUCACAGACAAGAGCUUCACCAAAUCACAGUUUCAGGAGGAAUUUGUCCAUCACUCUGGACUCAGAUGGCUUCUUGGUGGUUUAGGAGGCCCUGGCUUUACACAGGCCAGACCUCAGCAGUUCAGGGCUCAGUAAUUUAGCUAAAGGUCAGUGGGGAAUAGGUGUAGUUGAAACUGGGUGUCCUUGCCUUCUGCAUUUCAUCUGCUUCCCCCCAGGUGGCCUGGACUGAACACAGUGGCGAGGCUGCCUUUGCACUGAGGCAGAACCUACCAGAGGUGAAUAUCUGUUGGUAUUUGAGUGAGAAGAAGCUGUUACAAAACAAAACUUGGCCACCAUUUGCCCUUCUCAGCCUGUGGGGAGCGUCCCAGAGCCUUGCUGCAGUGAGAGGGGCCUGUUUCACUGCUGCCAGGCAGGCAUAGCAUGGCACCUGGCGUGUUCUCCGUGUCCUCACCUUACACCAGCAGCAAAGGAACUGGGUGUCGGGCACCCCCACGCUUAGUCAGUGGAACCCAAGAAACAGGAGACUCGCAGACCUUGCACUGGCCCCAGCUCCACUCUGGGCUGUGAGCUGGCUCAGUUGGCAGUAUUGCUGUAAGCAGUACAACAUUGGCACUGCUGGCUGUCCUUUCCGUUUUUAUUAAAUGUAUUCUGUUGGACUCCUUUGGCCAGAUGACUCUUCAGCCGGGGCUGCAGACUUUCAUUGGUUCCUUUUUAAGGGCUGAGGCUCCUGAAAGCCAUGAGUGCGCGAGACCAGGGAUGUGAGCCUGGGCUUGCCCCCUCUUCCUGGCAAGUUGCUAGCCAGGAAGCCAGCCAGUAGGUCUUGACUUGUCUUUGCCAUCCUGGGAAUGUUUCUGGCCUUGCUGACACACCUUUCUCAGGUCAGGUAGGCUGAAGAAAACUGCCUUGCCAGAAGUAGCAGGGAUUUGUUUGUGAGUUCAGUAAUUUGCUGGUUUUAAAAUCUGAUUAAUUUUUUGAAUGAAAAUUUAAAUGUUUCCUUUAAGAUUUUUAAAUGAAAAUUUAAAGGCGAUUCAGGUGGCUCAGCAAAUCUGACUUUUUGUAUUGUUGAAGAAGAUCAAAUUUUCUAGACACCCAAGAAAUCCAAGCAGCAGCUUCUCUUGUUACUGACACAGCAGGAGGGGACACCAGGUAGGAAUCAUGCACCAGUUUUAUCUCUUCCUCAAACGCUUGCACAAAAGCCAUGUAAAGCUCUCCAUUACCUGGUAUUUUAAACUUUCUAUAAGUUAUUAGCCAAAUAGAAUUGUAAUGGGGUGGUAUUUAUAGGUACCUAGAAAAGAAUUACAAGCACCUGGCAGGGUGAGUCAGUUUGUUUUAAAAUUUAGAGCAAAUAGCCUUUCCCUAGUUCCUUAGACAACUUUUAGACUCUAUACCAUGAAGAGAAUUACAGAUAGCCUGGUUCCGGGCCGAGCCUCUUCCCUGGCCUCAUUUUGCCCUGUAGUUCUUUCUUGUCUCUCCUUCCCUUCCUCCCCCUGCCCCGUUAGAAACCUUAAAAAGCUGCCUACGUGGUCUGAGAUAAGCCAAAAACCCUAUUUGGCUUGCUACCUCAGGAUUCUCUUCCCCUUCUUCCCUCCUGCCUGGCCUUCUCUCUGUCUCACUCCCUCCUCGCUAUUCCCCGUCUGUCAUCGAGUGCUCCAUUCCUCCAUGGUCAGUGCUGGAAAUAAAAGCCUUCAGUC
This is a messenger RNA of Condylura cristata (star-nosed mole), 5249 nucleotides long. RefSeq names its product LIM domains containing 1 (gene LIMD1). Gene Ontology annotation, biological process: regulation of DNA-templated transcription; cytoskeleton organization; response to hypoxia. Gene Ontology annotation, cellular component: nucleus; adherens junction; transcription regulator complex. The transcript is spliced from 8 exons. Gene Ontology annotation, molecular function: transcription corepressor activity. The record is from RefSeq and is a predicted model, not a curated record. Bases 407 to 2413 code for a protein of 668 amino acids. NCBI's taxonomy places the organism in Eukaryota, Metazoa, Chordata, Mammalia, Eulipotyphla, Talpidae.